This is a messenger RNA of Akanthomyces muscarius, 2430 nucleotides long. RefSeq lists its product as uncharacterized. Gene Ontology annotation, cellular component: nucleus. NCBI's taxonomy places the organism in Eukaryota, Fungi, Ascomycota, Sordariomycetes, Hypocreales, Cordycipitaceae. The transcript is spliced from 2 exons. The record is from RefSeq and is a predicted model, not a curated record. Gene Ontology annotation, biological process: DNA-templated transcription; regulation of transcription by RNA polymerase II. Gene Ontology annotation, molecular function: RNA polymerase II cis-regulatory region sequence-specific DNA binding; zinc ion binding; DNA-binding transcription activator activity, RNA polymerase II-specific. Bases 1 to 2430 code for a protein of 809 amino acids.
AUGGCCGAACAAGCCGAACAAGCCGAGCGGGCGGCGGCCGCGAAGAAGCGGCGCCGCCCGCCACUGUCCUGCGAGCAGUGCCGUCGGCGCAAGAUCAAGUGCGACCGCGCCUUUCCGUGCAACCAUUGCAGCAAGUCCAGCGACGGCGGCGGCGCCUGCACGUACGCCCCUGCGCACACCCCCAGGUCCAGAAGAAAGCCGCCGUCUGCCAAGGCGCCGACGUCGCCGCCCCGGAGCAGGGCCGUGUCGCUGCGACCAGCAGCAGGCGCAACGACAGCUCACUUGAGCAUUCGGCCAACCGCGAGGGCCACCCAGAUUCACACCCCCGACUCGGAGGAGUUUCAUCGCGCGAGUGUGUGGCAGCCGCUACGGCCAUCCUCGGCUAGCCGCUCGGGAUCCAAUGCCAGACCAUCUGCAGCGUCCCACGGACGGGACGAGGGGACAGAAACGCGCCAAACGCAACGAGCUGCGGGCAGCACGACUUUUGACCCUGGCCUCGAGGCUCAUCAGCCCGGGAACAUGCCCCGGGAGCGCCAUCACAGUGAAUACACGCCUCCGCCAAAGGGCAGCAUCUCCAAGGGUCGGUAUUUUGGCCAGAGCCACUGGAUGAAUAUUGCAGCAUCGUUCCCUGUUGAGCUGUCUAUGCUCAAAAACCAAGAACACACCCAAGGCGAGCUUUUUCAGGUCCUGCAUCAGUGUAAAAUCAUCUGCCAAAAUAUCAAGACCAGCCGACUCCAGCAGCCAUUAUCUUCGCUCAACAUUGGCAAGAACAUGUUGCCACGAGAACUCUGCGACGACCUUGUCAAUGCCUACAUUAGCACAUAUGAAGGGGUGCUACGCAUUCUGCAUAUACCCACAUUCAGGAAAGAGUAUGCCGCCUACUGGGAGAAUCCGUCGGGGGCCAACGAGGCCUUUGUCGUUCUCAUGCAGCUUUGCAUAGUGCUUGGUUCCUCUGUGCGAGACAGAACAGCGGCUUUGAAAGCGACGACAACGCGAUGGAUAUACGAAGCGCACAUUUGGCUCAUCUUGCCGCCUGAAAAAGGGCGCAUGACGCUCCCGGGUAUACAAAUCAUGUGUCUGCUAACGCUGGCAAAAAUGACGUGCGGCGUUUCGGCUGAUUUAACCUGGGUCAUGGCCGGCUCGCUGUUGCGGACAGCCAUGUACAUGGGCCUUCAUCGCGAUCCAAGCCACCUCAGCGAGAUGACGACACACAAGGCCGAGAUGCGGCGGCGUCUCUGGGCUACAGUUCUGGAGCUGAAUCUGCAGUACUCCUUCGAGGCUGGUGGAAUGCCCUUGAUUUCUUGUGAUGACUAUGACACCCUGCCGCCUGCCGACCUCGACGACGAUCGACUGGACGAUAGUCUUGAUGAUGUCAGUAGGCGCCAAAUCUGCAGCAGCGUCGCAACACAAAUGUCGGUGCAGCUGGAGGUCUUCAAGUCGUUCCCCGUUCGCUUGGGGCUUCUCCAAUACAUUAACGAUUUUCGUGCAAAUAUCGACUACGACAGGACGCUCCGACUCAACUCCGAGCUUACAAAAGCCUGUCGCUCCUUCACACAGACUAUUAGCGCGCUUACUGGACACCAUAAUGGUGCCCUGGCAUUGGUAGACUCGGGAACAACCGCACCCAUCACUCGUUUCCACAUUUCACUUGCCGAGGUGACUCUAUACCGCUGCUUCCAUGCAUUACACUUUCCAGUCUUGUUUACUGCUUUUGACGACCCGCGAUUCUACUUUUCCCGGAAAAUGUGCCUUGACGGGGCUCUCAAGGUUGCCGAUCUAUGGGGGUUCUCACAGCAGUCUGGCGCGCACAACGAUCGCAGUCGGCCGCGGUCCGCUUUCGAACGGCUCACCAUCAACGGCACCGGUAUGUUCAAGAACAUCCCCGUCCAGGCCGCGUGCAUCAUUGCGCUGGAGCUCAUCCACGACAAGAGCGGCCGCUCCACCAGCGGCCUCGGCUACCUGCCAGCAGCGGGCAACAACUCGGAUCUGCGCGCCUGCCUGAACAAUGCGCUGCGCUGGACCCUGGACAGGAUGCGGGCGGGCGAGGUCACGGCCAAGGGCCACUGCUUCCUGUCGGCGUGCAUCGCGCACACCGAGGCUCUGGAUCAGAGCAUGGACAAGACCGCCACCAUGGCGUUGCUGGUCGAGCGCGCCACCGACGCCGCCAAGGUAGACCUGGCGCUGCUCAAGGACGUGGCGCGAGAGAGCGGCGUGCACGUCGCGGAGACGGCAACAACGGCAACGCGAGCAGAUGUGUCUGCGAUUGACAACGAUGCGAUUGAGGCACUGGCUGCGGGCUGGGAUGGCGGUUGGGCGUGGGACGAGAGCGACGACUGGAUGUGGAGUGGUGCUUGGUCACAGCGAAACGUGACGAUGGCCAUGGACAAUGUCAAUCAAUUCUUCGAAACGCCGGUCGGCUACCCGCGGUAG